Messenger RNA from Jatropha curcas, 708 nucleotides. Its product is annotated as Late embryogenesis abundant protein (LEA) family protein. The record is from RefSeq and is a predicted model, not a curated record. Lineage: Eukaryota; Viridiplantae; Streptophyta; Magnoliopsida; Malpighiales; Euphorbiaceae.
AACGCCCUUCAAACUUCAUUGGCAGGAAAGAGAUUUUCUUUAUCCAUUCUUAAAGAAGCUUUCAAAUAUCAAUUGCAAAGGAAAAUGGCAUCUAAUGAUCAGUCUUAUAGUUACAGAGCCGGUGAGGCUACAGGCCGAGCCGAGGAGAAGGGGAACAGAAUGGGCGAUACGGUGAAAGAGAAGGCUGGAGAAGCGAAAGACUGGACAGGAGAAAAAGCCCAUGAGACAAGAGAAAAGACAUCUGAGACUGCAGAGGCAACCAAGGAGAAGGCUCAUGAAGGGAAGGAGAAGACAAAGGGAGUUCUGGAAGAAACUGGGGAGAAAAUGAAGCAUGCAGCUCAAAAAACUGCUGAUACUGUCAAAAGCGCUUUUGGUAUGGCUCACCAUGAAGAAGAAGAAGAUCAUGUUAAGGAUCGUUCUGGCCAUCAGCAGACCACAACUUAUAGGGACACAGACACUAGGUAUUAGCUACUAGUACUGCUACCUAUGGCUAAUAAAUUUUAUGUGUGUAUUGGGGUCUUGGGCUUUCUCUAAGAUGAGAGUUUAUGUAGCAUCUUAUAAACAGGGAAAGCCAUAAAUAAAAUAGUGGGUCUAAGUGUGCUUAAAAAGCAGCUUGCUAUGAAGUGUUUCUAUUGUAACUUUGUAUUACCUGGUUAGGAAAUGUGCUUAUUAAUGAAAAAUGAAACAGGUGUCCUUUUUUACUUCUUA